Molecule: messenger RNA, 1707 nt
Organism: Uranotaenia lowii
Lineage: Eukaryota; Metazoa; Arthropoda; Insecta; Diptera; Culicidae
Product: RING-type E3 ubiquitin-protein ligase PPIL2
Exons: 4
Coding region: 112-1686 (524 amino acids)
Biological process (GO): protein folding; protein polyubiquitination; protein peptidyl-prolyl isomerization
Cellular component (GO): catalytic step 2 spliceosome
Molecular function (GO): peptidyl-prolyl cis-trans isomerase activity; ubiquitin-ubiquitin ligase activity
Source: RefSeq, a predicted model, not a curated record
AUCAAAAAUAAAAACAAAGUUUUUAUCGACAAAAGGCUAAAAGUUAUUCCUUAAAUUUAUUUGGAAAUUGUUGAUUAUCUUCAGUGCUAGAUAGUUCAAUAAGCAGACAAAAUGGGUAAGAAACAGCACCAGAAGGACAAAAUGUACCUUACGUACACGGAGUGGUCCGAGUUCUACGGCGGCCACAAACCGGGCUCGGUCGAAAACGAACAGAUCAAGUUCAAGCGGCUCCCGUUUGACCACUGCUGCCUGACGAUGGUUCCUUUCGAGCAUCCUUAUGCGGACACGGAUGGAAACAUCUUCGAGCUGGCCGCGAUUGUCAGCUUCCUGAAGCAGUUUAAGGUGAAUCCCGUCAGUGGUAAGCCACAGGAUGGCAAAUCGCUUAUCAAGCUCAACUUCAGCAAGAAUCACGAAGGGCAAUAUCACUGUCCAGCUCUGUUUAAGCCUUUCACCAAGAAUUCUCAUAUCGUGGCCAACGGCAAGACUGGAAUUGUAUUUUCUCACGAAGCCAUCGAGCAGCUGAACGUGAAAGCCAAGAACUGGAAAGAUCUGCUGGAUGAUACCCCGUUCACUCGAAAGGAUCUGAUUACCAUACAGGAUCCGGCUAGUUUGGAGAAGUUUAAUAUUACCACAUUCCAUCACAUCCAGAAAAAGCUGCGGGUGCAAACUGAAGAGGAACUGGCCGAGAAGAAAGAUCCGCAGGCUCGGUUGAAAACUAUUUCGAUGGAGACGAGGGAAAUUCUUGAUCAGCUGGAAAAGGACUACAAAGCUCCUGAGGAGAAAUCCGAGGAUCAUAAGGUGGCCGACAAAUUCAAUGCAGCGCACUACUCGACGGGGGCAGUGGCUGCAGCCUUUACAUCGACGGCAAUGAUGCCGGUAUUGAAUCAUGAAGCAGCGAUUAUUGAGGAGGAUGUUAUUCGAUAUGAGCGGGUCAAAAAGAAGGGCUAUGUACGCAUGCUCACAAACUUUGGAGCACUUAACUUCGAGUUGUACUGCGAUCAGGUGCCAAAAGCAUGCGAAAACUUCCUGAAACAUUGUUCGACCGGUUAUUACAAUGGGUGCAUAUUCCAUCGGUCGAUUAGGAAUUUCAUGAUUCAAGGAGGUGAUCCGACUGGGGUUGGCAAUGGAGGAACAUCUAUCUGGGGCAAAAAGUUUGCCGACGAGAUCAAACCCAAUUUGACACACUCGGGAAGGGGUAUGUUGGCAAUGGCAAACUCCGGACCAAAUACCAAUGGUUCGCAGUUCUUUAUAACGUACAGAUCCUGUAGGCAUCUGGACGGAAAGCACACUAUUUUUGGCAAGCUGGUCGGCGGUCUGGAAGUUCUUACCGAAAUGGAACGGGUUGAAGUGGACAAUCGGGAUCGACCAAUUGAACCUAUUUUCAUCCAACGAGCCCAAGUUUUCGUGGACCCUUUCCAGGAAGCAGACGAACAGCUAGCACAGCAACGAGCCGAAGAACUGGAACGUGUUCAGCGUGAGGCCGAAGAGAAACAGAAGAAAUCGGUAAAAGCUCAGCCCCUUAAAGUGUUUCGGUCCGGCGUUGGGAAAUAUCUGGACAAGGAAAUCACCAAGCGAUUACCAGACGCAGAAGCCUCCGGUAGUGGACUCUCCAGUACUUCCGGUCAGGUAAAAAAGCAGAAAAAAGAGGAAUUGAUCAGCAAAUUUGGGAACUUCAAAUCGUGGUAAUUAUAAGCUUUAUUACUCUAA